Anguilla rostrata (American eel) is the source of this 28712-nucleotide messenger RNA. RefSeq names its product nesprin-1-like. Gene Ontology annotation, biological process: nucleus organization; nuclear migration; cytoskeleton organization. Lineage: Eukaryota; Metazoa; Chordata; Actinopteri; Anguilliformes; Anguillidae. The transcript has 147 exons. Gene Ontology annotation, molecular function: kinesin binding. Gene Ontology annotation, cellular component: membrane; nuclear envelope; perinuclear region of cytoplasm. The record is from RefSeq and is a predicted model, not a curated record. The coding region runs from base 413 to 27172 and encodes 8919 amino acids.
CACAGCCUGAACCACACGGGGCUGAGAGAGAGAGAGAGAGAGAGAGAGCGAGAGACACAGAGAGAGACAGAGAGAGGGAGAGAGAGAGAGGGAGGGAGAGAGCAUCCUCGGGAUGUAAACAGCGGGAAUCGCGGACAGCUCGUAAAUAAAAUUCCGUAGCAGAAAUAGCGGCAAGCGUUCGGGGGAAGAGGCUUCGCUCCCUGCAGCUGGUGAGAGGCGACAGAGACGCAGAAACUGCCUGCUUUUCCCCGGGAAUCCAGAGGCUGCUGAAACGGAAGCUUCCUGCAGAUUAAAAAAAAAGAAAAACCAGCCUGGCAUUUUAUCAUCCCUCCCUCCCUCCCUCCUCUCUGUGGAUGUCAGCGGCGCACACAUAUGAAGGGCAAAGCAUCCUGGGAAGAGCUCGGAGGGCAGAAUGGCGCGCUAUAAGGACGUGUCCGUCAAAAAGACCACCUCUCUCAACCUGGUGACGGGAUUUUUCCAGUACCUCCGCGAUGAGCAGGAAGCCGUACAGAAAAGAACUUUCACCAAAUGGAUCAACUCCCACCUGGCCAAGCGCAAGCCCCCGCUGGUGGUGAACGAUCUGUUCGAGGACAUUAAGGAUGGGGUGAAGCUCCUGGCCCUCCUGGAGAUCCUCUCGGGACAGAAACUGCCCUGUGAGCAAGGCCGGCAGCUUCGGCGGAUCCACUGGGUAUCCAACAUCGGGACGGCGCUGAAGUUCCUGGAGGGCAGAAGGUCUGUGUACCGAGGAUCCCCGAUAAAGCUGGUCAACAUAAACUCCACGGACAUUGUGGACGGAAGACCGUCCAUCGUCUUGGGGCUGGUGUGGACCAUCAUCCUGUACUUCCAGAUCGAGGAGCUGACCAGCAACCUGCCGGCGCUGCAGGCCCUGUCCAGCAGCACCUCCUCCGUGGACAGCAUGGCUAGCUCGGAGACGGGCAGCCCCCCCGUGAAGAGGAAGGUCAUCACCAAGUUCCAGGGCAACGCCAAGAAGGCCCUGCUCCGAUGGGUGCAGUUCACGGCCGCCAAGCGCAUGGGUAUCGAGGUGAAGGACUUCGGGCCCAGCUGGCGGAGCGGAGUGGCCUUCCACUCGGUCAUCCACGCCAUCCGGCCGGACCUGGUGAACAUGGAGCACGUGCGGAGGCAGUCCAACCGGGAGAACCUGGAGGAGGCCUUCUCCCUGGCCGAGAACGAGCUGGGCAUCCCGCGGCUGCUGGACCCGGAAGACGUGGACGUGGACAAGCCCGACGAGAAGUCCAUCAUGACGUACGUGGCCCAGUUUCUGAAGCACUACCCGGACCCCCACGGCACGGAGACGGACGGACAGGAAGAGGAGAGAGAGCAGCGCAAGGUCCUACGAGAGAUGAAGACCUGGCUGGAACAGCUGGAACGGGACGUGGGGCGGGCCCAGGGGACAGAGGGAAGCCUGACCGAAAAAUACCAGGCCUUCAAGACGUUCCGCGUGCAGUUCGAGGUGCGGAGGAAGCAGGCGGACGUCCUGCUGCAGCCCACGCAGAGGGACGCUAAGCUAACCGUGGACCAGGCGCUGGUCAAACAGGCGUGGGACCGCGUCUCUGCCAGGCUCCUGGACUGGCACAUCCAGCUGGACAAGGCGCUGCCGGCGCCACUGGGCGUGAUCGGGGCGUGGCUGCACCGGGCGGAGCUGGCGCUGCGGGAGGACGUGGCCGUGCAGCAGGCGCACGAGGAGACAGCCAACGCCGUGCAGAGGACCCUGGAGCAGCACAAGGAGGUGCUGAAGAACCUGGAAGGACACAAGCAGACCUUUCAGCAGAUUCACAGAGACCGUUCGGUGAACGGGGUUCCCGUGCCCCCCGAACAGCUCCAGGACAUGGCCGAGAGAUUCAAUUAUAUUUCUACGUCAUCUCACGUCCACCUGAUCAAACUGGAAUUCUGGGAAAUGAAGUACCGUCUGCUGGCCUUUCUGAUGCUGGCUGAGUCCAAGCUCAAGUCUUGGAUAAUCAAAUAUGGCCGCCGAGAAUCGGUGGAGCUCCUGCUGCAGAACUACAUUACGUUCAUCGAGGGACACAAGUUCUUUGAGCAAUACGAGACGACGUACCAGACUCUCAAACAAGCCGCUGAGGUAUACGUGAAAUCCGACAAUUCAGGUUUUGAGAUUGUAAGGAAAGCCGAGGAGGGGGAGGGCGUGAGCAGGUUCCUGAGCGAGACAGCGGCGCAGUGGCGGAACCUGUCGGUGGAGGUGCGCAGCGUGCGCAGCAUGCUGGAGGAGGUCAUCUCCAACUGGGAGAAGUACAGCAGCACCGUGGCCGGCCUGCAGGCCUGGCUGGAGGACGCCGAGAAGAUGCUCAACCAGCCGGAGAACGCCAAGCGGGAGUUCUUCCGGAACCUUCCGCACUGGAUCCAGCAGCACACGGCGAUGAACGACGCGGGGAACUUCCUGAUCGAGACGUGCGACGAGACGGUCUCCCGGGACCUGAAGCAGCAGCUGCUGCUCCUCAACGGGCGGUGGAGGGAGCUGUUCGUCAAAGUCAAGCAGUACGCCAGAGCGGACGAGGUGGACAAAAUGCGGAAGGACUACCAGGACGGGAUCUCCUCGCUCAAGAGCUUCGUCGACGCGGCCGGCGAAAAGAUGAGCGCCCCCGUGCAGGUGUCCUUCCUCAACGUGCGCACGUUCGUCCAGGACAUCGAGGAUAUCAAGCACAAAGUGCCAGCCAUGGAGUCUCAGUACAAGAUGGCUGCCCGCAACGCCCAGCUGCUGACCAAGGACACGCCACAGGAGGAGGUCGCGCAGAUGCUGGCUGCCAUGGCAACCAUCAAGGAGCAGCUGAGCAAGAUAAGGGAGCGGUACCUGCCCCUGCUGCGGGAAGCCCAGGCGCUGCUGUCCCCGCUGGAGGAGAUGGAGAAGCAGAUCACCAGCUUCUACCAGUCGCUGGAGAAGGCCAGCCGCAUCACCGCAGCCCGCGACUCCGAGGCCUCCUCAGACUUCAAACACAAGUGUCAGGACCUGCUGACGUACCAGCAGAGCUGUAAGAACUGCCUGGCCGUGAUCGAGAGGCACCACCAGACCAUCCAGAGGGCGCUGAGCAGCACCAAGACGCUGAGCCACCUGGACAGAUCCCUCCUGCACAAGAGAGUGACUGACCUGCAGGCCACCUUACAGGCCAUGGUGAAGGAGGCGGCGGAGUGGAGGAAGCACCUGGAGGCCAACAGCAGCCUGAUGAAGCGGUUCGAGGAGUCACGGGUGGAGCUGGAGAAGGUGCUGAAGGCGGCGCACGCCGCCCUGAGGGAGAAGGGCAACCCGGAGGAGCUCCUGAAGAAGCACACCGAGUUCUUCGGUCAGCUGGACCAGCGGGUGCUGAACGCCUUCCUGAAGGCGUGUGACGAGCUGACGGACAUUCUGCCCGAGCAGGAGCAGCAGAGCCUGCAGGAAACCGUCCGGAAGCUCCACAAACAAUGGAAGGACGUGCAGGCGGAGACGCCGUACCACCUGCUGCACCUGAAGGUGGAGGUGGAGAGAAGCAGGCUGGUGGCCUCCCUGCAGGAGUGCCGGGCGGAGCUGGCCCGCGAGAACAAGGCCCUGCCCACCUCCGGCAGCGAGAGGCUGGUCAAGGAGCACCGGGCCUUCUUCCGGGAGAAGGGCCCCCAGGCGCUGUGCGAGAAGCGGCUGCAGCACAUGGAGGAGCUGUGCCAGAAGCUUCCGGAAGGCGACUCGGCCCACCGGACCGCGGAGAGCAGCAGGAAGGCCCUGGACGAGGUCAAGGCGCAGAUCGACUCCACCUACCAGAAGCUCCAGCAGCACCCGGACAAGUGGAAGGAGUUCAACUCCAGGUUCUCCGAGCUCUCCGCUUGGCUCUCGUCCAAGGAGAGCCAGCUCCGGCUCCUCAGGAACCGGGCCAGCGACCCCAGCAAGUACGGCCAGGUCAGGACCACCAUCGAGGAGCUUCGGCGGGACGCGGAGGAGCAGGAGGGUAACCUGGGAUGGCUGAAGGCCCGUUUGGCCGCCCUGAUCGAGGUGUGCACCGACGGCGAGGCCAAGAAGCAGGGAGCGGCCCUCACCAAACUCUCCGCCGACUUCAAAGCCCUCAUCUCCUCUCUGACUGAGUCGGAGAAGGUGGUGUCGGCGGUGGGGGACUGCGUGCAGUUCCGGGGGGAGGUGCGGAGCACGCUGGAGGAGCUGCUCCAGGGCCAGCAGGAGGCGGAGGCGGAGGCCCGCAGGAUCCUGGACACUGAGAGCGUGAGGGAGGCCCAGCAGCUCUUCCUCAUCUACCAGCAACAGCUGAAGCACCUGCGGGCGAAGAGGAAGGAGGCGGAGCUGCAGAUUUCGCGGGGGCAGCAGCUGCAGGUGGAGGGGGUGCUGAGCUCCUCCCUUCAGCCGGACCUGCAGAAGCUGGAGGAGACGCUCGGCAAGAUGGACCAGACCACCGAGGCGCAGGAGCGGGGUCUGCAGGCGACCCUGGAUGCAUGGCAGCAGUUUGAGAGCGAGCGGGAGCAGCUGCAGGAGUUUGUGGGCAAGGCCGGCUCUGCCCUGGAGAGGGAGCUCACCUUCAGCAGCCUGGAGAGCCUGACUACAGAGCUGCAGCAGGCCCGGGAGCUGAGCAGGCAGAGCGAGCUGCAGGCUGCGCAGGUGGACGUCCUCCUGAAGAGGGCAGCAGAGAUCCAGCUGGGCCCGAAGAACCAGGCUGAGCUCCAGCAGCAGGCCCGGUCCCUCAGCGAGCAGGCCCAGCGCGUGGGGGAGGGGCUAAAGAAAGACGUUAAGCAGCUGGAGACGAUGAAAGCUCAGUGGGAGAGGUUCGGGAGCGACUUCGAGGACUUCUCCUCCUGGAUCUCUGAGAAGGAGAAGGUUCUAGAUUCAUUGAGCACCUCCUCCAACCCCCUGGAGUCCCAGAUCAACACUGUGAAGGCUGUGGGGGCGGAGCUCGAGGAGCGGGUGUCGGUCCUGCCCCGCCUGGAGGCGGAGUCUCAGGCGCUGGGGCAGUUUGUGUCGUCGGGGGAGGCGGCGCGGAUCAAGGCGCGGCUGACGCAGAUCGGACGGUACUGGGAGGAGCUGCGGGAGAGCGCGGAGCAGCUGGGGGGGCAGCUGCAGGAGAGCGCCUCCCACCUGCACAGGUUCAACAGCGGCCUGGGACAGGUGAAAACAACAAUGGACGAGCUCAAAGACAAGCUGGACAGCCCUGUCACCUCUUGUACAUCAUCAUCAGAGACCUACAGAGCCCUCCAGAGCCAUAUGGAUGUGACCCAGGCUCUGGAGCAGCUGAAGGCCCGGCUGCAGGCCCUGUCUGCGGGGCUGCGCAGGCUGGGGGACCGGGCCCAGCCGGAGAGAGAGGUGGCCGAGCUGCAGCAGGGGUACGAGGGCGCCCUGCGCCUGGCCAAGGAGAAGCAGGCCCGGCUGGAGAACCUGCUGUCCCUCUGGCAGAGAUACGAGAGGGAGCGCUCCGGCUUCCAGGCCUGGAUAGAGAGGUGCGAGUCUCUGUGCUGCUCGGAGUCCCAGUGCCUCUCUGCAGAUAAAACCAAGCUGCAGUCCGAGCUGCAGGCUGUUCAGGACCUGCAAUCUGAAGUGCCAUCGCAUGAGUCCAUGUACCAGGGCCUGGCCAGUCUGGGGGUGUCCCUGCACCCCACGGCGUCUGAGGAGACGGUGAAGGAGCUCACGGACGAGCUCCAGCAGCUGGAGAGGAGGUGGGGAGCCCAGAAGGAGGCCAUACCUCACAGGAUUGAGAAGCUGCAGGCCCACAUAUCCCAGGUGGAGAAGUUUGACGAGGCCUUGCUGCAGGUGUCCCAGUGGAGCCAGGACUUCCUGGACGAGCUGCAGGCCAACUCCCUCGUGGACAUCACGGACCUGCAGGCGGCCGACGCCCACAUUAAGGAGAGGACGGCGCUGCUGCAGACGCAGGCGGGGGCGCAGGAGAGCCUGCAGCGGCGGGCCGACGCCCUGUGCGCCGCCUGCGACCCGGCGGACCUGCAGCUGCUGCAGGGGCGGCGCGAGGACUGCCUGCAGCCCUUCCUGGAGGCCCGGCGGCUGGCCCAGCGGCGGGCCGACGCCCUGGAGCGGCUGGCCGCCUUCCUGCGGACGCGGGCCGCCGCCCGCCAGGUCCUGGAGGGCCUGCGCCGGACGGUGGAAGGCUCCGGAAGCUGGGACCGGGGCCGGGCCGAGGCGCUGCGGCGGGAGCUGGAGGGGGCGGCGGUGCCGGACGUGGGGCGGCUGGAGGCGCAGGCGGCGGGGCUGGACGGCCAGCUGAGCAAGGCGCACUACCACCUGUGCGAGGGCGGGGCCGAGCGGCGCGCCUCCUGCCGGGCGCUGGCCGACGCCCUGGCCGCCGCCCUGGAGGAGGUGCAGAGCGCGCUGGGCACCCGGCAGAGCGAGGCGGAGGCGCUGGGCCAGCUCUGGGCCUCCUUCCGCCAGCGCAAGGAGCAGCUGCUCCGCGGCGUGGAGGACGUGGAGGAGAAGGCCUCCCAGCAGGGCCUGAGGGAGCCCAGCCUGCCCGCCCUGCAGCACAGGCUGCGGUUCUUCGCGCAGCUGGAGGACGAGCUGAACUCCUUCCAGCACGAGGAGCAGUGGCUGCGGGACCGCGGGCAGCAGCUGGCGCAGCGGGACGGCGAGCAGGCGGAGGAGGCGCUGCGCGAGAUCGCCAUGGUGACGUCCUCCUGGGACGCCACCAGGAGGCUCAUCGCCGACAGUCAGGAGCAGUGCGGCGCGCUGGUGGAGCUGAUGAGGGAGUACCAGAGCCUGCGCUCCAGCGUGCACGGCGUGGUGGACGCCGCAGAGACCGUCGCCGAGAUCAAGACUGCCCCGAAGGACCAGGAGGACAUCCGGAGGCUGCUGUCCCGGCACGAGGCGGCCAAGGUGGAGAUGGUCGGAGGCCAGGAGCACCUGGACCAGUUCACCAGCAAAGGGAAGCACCUGCUGAAUGAGCUGAAGAAGAUUCCGGACUGUGAGACCCAGCUGAUCCGGAAGGACAUGGACGCCAUCGUAGAUCAGUGGCUUGACGUCUCUGAGCGUCUGGAGGAGAACAUCGAGCGCCUGCGCAAGGGCGCCGCCCUGUGGGAGGACGUGCGGAAGAUGGACGAGGAGGUGGACGGCUGGGCCAGUGGCUCGGUGGCGGAGCUGAGCGAGAGCCUGAGCAACUUCAGCAGCGGCCAGAGGAUGGAGGCGCGCCUCGCCCACUUCCAGGUGGAGGUGGAGGCUAAGGAGGCUCAGCUGGAGGCCCUGCAGGUGAAAGUGUCCGAGCUGAAGCAGCUCACCCGAAACCCGGAGACGCCCACCGAGCUGCAGGUUAUGGAGGCGGACCUGAGGAAGAGGAUCGGCCAGGCGCAGGAGAUCUCCGAGCAGGCCCGGAGCACCCUCCAGGACUUCAGCUCCCAGAAGCAGCAGCUGGAGGACUUCAUUUCCCAGAUGACCCAGUGGCUGGGCAACGUGGAAGACUCCCUGGGGGCUCCGCCCCAGGGCUCCGACCUGGAGCACAUCUGCAGGGUGAAGGACAUCCAGAAGGAGCUGCAGAACCAGGAGGGCGGCAUCGACGCCACGCGCGAGAACCUGAGCGCCCUGUGCAGGAAGUACCCGUCCGAGGAGCUGGGGCGGCUGGGCGCGCGGCUCACCGACCUCAUCAAGCGCAACGAGGCGGUGAGCCAGCGCUGCGCCCGCACCCUGGGCUCCCUGCAGGACGGCCUGCAGCAGCGCUUCAACGAGUUGGUGCAGCAGUUCCACGGCUGGCUCUCCAAGCUGAAGGAGGGGGUGAAGGGGUGUGCGGACCAAUCCGGAGACACCGUCGUCAUGGAGAACAAGCUUUGCAAGCUCAAGGAGGCGCUGGAGCGGGUGGAGGAGGGCGAGACGCGGCUGACGCAGGUGUGCGAGGAGGGGGAGAAGCUGCUCCUGCACCUGCCCAAGGCCAGCGCGGGACAGGUGCAGCUGCAGCUCUCCUCCAGCCAGCAGGACUGGGACAGCUUCGUGGAGCAGUGCCGGCAGAACCAGCAGGACCUGGAGGAGAGCGCCGCCCUGCUGACCGGGUUCGAGGGCCGUCUGAAGAGGCUCAGCGCCUGGCUGGAGCAGAUGGAGGCGAGCGCCAAGGCGGAGCUGAGGGCGGAGAGCAAGCAGCACAUCCCGGAGAAGAAGGAGGAGCUGGAGAGGGUGGAGGAGUUCCACAAGGAGCUGCAGAAGGAGAGAGACUCGUUCGAGCGGCUGUGCCAGGAGGCCCAGGGCCUGAGCGAGAGCGGGCGAGGGGACGGGGGCGAGGUUCGGGAGACGUCCCGGCUGCAGGGCAGGUACCACGCCCUUCUGAAGGACGCCAAGGACCGUCUGCGCGGCUGCCACGCCACACUGCAGGAGCACCAGGCCUUCGAGGAGACGCUGCAGGGCACCUGGGCCUGGCUGAAGGGCGUGCAGGAGCGCCUGGCCUCCCUCAAGAGCACCUCCGGCAGCAAGGAGGCGCUGGAGAAACGGCUGGCGCAAGUACAGGACAUCCUGCUGAUGAAGGGUGAGGGCGAGGUGAAGCUGAACAUGGCGGUGGGGAAGGGUGAGCAGGCCCUGCGGAGCAGCAGGGAGGAGGGGCGCGAGGCGAUCCGCUCGCAGCUGCAGAGCCUGAAGGACAUGUGGGCCAACGUGCUGAUGACCUCCAUCAGCUGCCACAGCCGGCUGGAGUGGACGGUGGCGCAGUGGAGCAGCUUCCAGGAGGGCGAGGGGCAGCUGCGGCAGUGGAUGGAGUCGGUGGAGCAGGAGGUGGGGGCGCCCCACCCGCCCCAGCCGGGGCUGAAGGAGAAGGCCGCCCUGCUGGAGCGCUUCCGGGCCGUCCUGGCCGACGUGGAGGGCCACGCCCCCGCCCUGGCCCGCCUGACCGAGCGGGCCGCCGAGCUGCACGCCAAAACCGCCGACCCCGCCUUCAGCGAGGAGGCCCGGGCCGAGCUGCACACGCACUUCGCCGACAUCGCCGCCGUCGUCAAGGGGAAGGUGAAGGCGAUGGAGGACGUGGUGGACGAGCACGAGCGCUACCUGGAGGCGGCGCGGGACCUGACGGACUGGCUGGCGUCCGCCAGGGAGGAGCUGCAGCGCUGGGCGGACGCGACCGGAGACGCCGCGUCCCUCCAGAGGAAGCUCUCCAAAGUGCGGGAGCUGAUAGACUCUCGGCAGCGGGGCCAGGAGCGUCUGAGCCGGCUGCAGCGCAGCGCCGAGGCGGCGCGGGAGCGCACGGCGGCCGCCGGCUGCGAGCUGAUGGACCGCGAGGAGGCGGGGCUGCGCGGCGCCUGGGAGCAGUGGGAGAGCGCCGCGCUGCGCGCCCGCAACGGCCUGGAGGGGGCGCUGUCGCAGAUGGCCACGUCCGAGCGGGAGUUCGGCGGGCUGGCCGAGCGGCUGGAGGGCGACCUGCAGGAGCUGGGGGGCCGGCUGCGCGACUGUGGGCGCCAGCUCGCCCAGGCCGAGGGCAGGAACAGCUGCGAGGAGGCCGUCCAGGGCUGGCAGGUCGCUAAGGACAUUCUGGAAGGCCUGCAGAGUGUGGAGCCCAUGGCCGACGGCCUGAAGACUCAGCUGAACGAUCUCUGCCGCUUCUCCAGGGACCUGGGCGUGCAGUCAGAGAGAGUCUCCGCCCUCAUCAAAGAGUACAACAGCCUCAGCCUCCAGGCUUCCCGGGAAUGCCAGAACAAAGAGAAGCUUCUGGAGCAGCGAUUCCGCACGGCGUUCCGGGACUUCCAGCAGUGGCUGGUGAACGCCAAGAUCAACACGGCCAAGUGCUUCGACGUCCCGCAGAACAUCUCCGAGGCCUCUGGCGGCCUGGCGAAGAUACAGGAGUUCCUGACUGACCGGGAGGAGGGCCAGGGCAAGCUGAACGCCGUUGUCCACAAGGGGGAGCUGCUGAGCAGCAUCGUGGCCAAAGACAGAGUGGAGACCAUCAGGGCCAAAGUGAGCAGCGCCAGAGACGACUGGAAGAGCCUGAUGACCAACCUGCACAAACGGGAGACCGCCUUACAGAACCUGCAGUCCCAGAUGCGUGAUUUCGAGGCCAGCGCUGAGCCCCUGCAGGAGUGGCUGAACGGAACGGAGAGCCUCCUGCAGGAGAGCAGCACGCGCCUCCACGACCUCCCCGCCAAAAAGCAGGAGCUGCACAAGCUCCAGUCGGUCCUGGAGGAGAUCUCCUCCCAGGAGGCGCAGCUGGGGCGGCUCAGGGAGAAGGCCCAGCAGCUGCGGGAGGGCCAGGCUGCGGGGAAGAGCUUUGCGCACCGCGUGGCUCAGCUGUCUGCGCAGUACCUAGCUUUAAGCAACCUCACCAAGGAGAAGGCCUCACGCAUCGAGAGGGUCGUCGGCGAGCACCAGCUCUUCUCCCAGGGCCUGAGGGAGCUGCAGAACUGGGUGGCCGACGCCAACCACAUGCUGCAGAGCUACUGCUCCCCCACCGCCGACAAGAACGUCCUGGACAGCAGGAUGAUCAAGCUGGAGGCCCUGCUGACGGCCAGGCAGGAGAAGGAGAUCCAGCUGAAGAUGCUGAUCACCCGGGGGGAGUCCGUGCAGAGGAACACCUCCCCCGAGGGCGUCCCCGUCGUCCGAAAACAGAUCCAGGACCUCAAGGACUCCUGGGACUCCCUGCUGUCCGCCUCCAUCCAGUGCAAGAGCCAGCUGGAAGGCGCCCUGUCGCAGUGGACCAGUUACCAGGACGACGUGCGGCAGUUUGUGAGCUGGAUGGAGCGGGUGGAGGAGAGCCUGGGCAGCGCGGAUAAGCAGUACUCCGAGAUGCGGGACAAGACCGCCAACCUGGGCAAAGCCAAGCUGCUGCAUGAGGAAGUGCUGAGCCACAGCAGCACCUUGGAGACCAUCGGCAUCAAGGGAUCCAACAUGGCCGAACACUACGUCACCCAGCUGGAGAUCCAGGACCUGCAGGAGCGCUACUCCGCCGUCAAGGACAAGGCCAAGGCUGCCGUCUGCAAGGCGGAGGAGCUGGUCCUGGCUCACCAGGAGUACCAGCGGGGGCUGCACGUGUUUGAGGAUUGGCUGGAGCAGGAGCAGGAGAGGCUGGGCUGCCACUCCCAGCUGGAGGGAGACGUGGAGACGCUGGAGAGCACGCUGCAGGAGCUGCAGGAGCUGCAGGUGCGCUGCUCGGAGGGCCAGGCCAUGGUGGCCGCGGUGCUGGGGAGCCGGGAGAAGGUGAUCCCCUGGGGGGUCCCCCAAAUUGAGGACCGCGCCCUGGAGACGGUGCAGCAGGAGUGGCGGGCGUACCAGGCCCGUCUGGCCGAGGGCCGGGCGCGGCUCAACGCCGUCAUCGCCAAGCUGCGCCAGAUGGAGCACCAGUUCCAGCGCCUGGACGAGUGGCUGAGGGCCAUGGAGGUCAAAGGUCAGCUGCGAGGGCACCGCCGCUCGGACCGGGCCACCAAGGAGGCGCAGCUGCAGCUGCUGCAGCGCUGGCAGGAGGAGGCGCUGCUGUACCAGGAGGAGGUGGACGGGCUGAGCGCUCUGGCCCAGCAGGUUCUGGAGGAGAUCCACGUCAGCAGCCGGGUCAGCGCCCGGGCCACCCAGCUGACCGCCCGCUACCACGCCCUGCUGCUGCACCUCAUGGAGACCAUCAAGCAGCUGCAGGAGGAGGUGCGAUGCAUCGAGGAGGCGCAGGGCGUCUUCAGCACCUUCUCCGAUUGGCUGAGCACCGCGCAGAGGAACUUCCGGGUGGUCGCCGUCAGCAUCGACGCCGUGGACCGCGUCGCCAUGGACAGGAAGAUGAAGAAACUCGAGGCCCUGCAGAGCGACAUGGAGCCGGGCCACGGCUUCCUGAAGGCCAUGCGGGAGAAGACGGGCCGGGCCAUGGCCUACCUGGAGGAGGAGGAGGCGGAGCAGCUCCGCGGGGAGGUGGAGGCCCGGCUCUCCCAGCUGGAGGAGCUGACGGGGGCGCUGCGGGCGGAGCACAGCGCGCUGGAGAAGUGCCUCCUGCUGUCCAAGGAGUUCCUGGACAAGUACAAGGCCCAGGCCCAGUGGCUGGUGGAGACCCGGGCCCUGCUCAGCUCGCCCGUCGAGCCCAAGGCCGAGCUCUACCAGAAGAAGGCCCAGCUGGCCAAGUAUAAGACCAUCCUGCAGACGGUGCAGUCUCACGAGUCAGCAGUCCGGUCCGUGGUGGAGAAGGGGGAGGCCCUGCUGGACACGGUGCGGGACCCCACCGUCAGCGAGAACAUGACCAAGCUGAGCGCCGACUACCAGGAGCUCUGCACCACGGCCAGGGCCCACGUGGAGACGCUGGCGGGCCGGGUGAAGGAGCACGAGUCCUACAACGGCGACCUGCAGGAGGUGGAGAAGUGGCUCCUGCAGAUGUCCAGCCGGCUGGUCACCUCCGACUCCAUGCAGAGCAGCAGCCUGGAGGUGGCCAUGCAGCUGCUGGCCCGGCACAAGGCCAUAAUGGAGGAGAUCGCGGGUUUCGAGGAGCGCCUGACGAGCCUGAAGGAGAAAGGAGACGACCUUGUGGACAGCUGCAGCGAGCACCUCCAGGCCAAGAGCCGGCAGCAGGUCCAGUCCCAUCAGCAGGGCGCGCGGGACAGCUACUCCGCCAUCUGCAGCACCGCUCAGCGUGUAUACCAGAGUCUGGAUCGGGAGCUACAGAAGCACGUCAGUCACCAGGACACCCUGCAGCAGUGCCAGACGUGGCUCUCCAGCGUUCAGGACGAACUGCAGCUGCACGCGCAGCCUCCCUACAGCCAGCAGGAGGCGCUCAAACAGGUGAAGCACGACCGGGCCCUGCAGGAGCAGGCGAGCACGUACCUGGACCUGGUGUGCUCCGUGUGCGACCUGUCCAACGAGAGCGUGCGGAGCACCGCCGCCCAGAUCCAGCAGCUCAAGCUCAUGAUAGACGAGCGGAUGCGGAGGUCCCAGGACCUGGCGGACAGCUGGAAGGAGGUGCGCGAGCAGAAGUCGGAGUUGGCGGCCUACUUCCAGGAGAAGGAGCAGCAGCUGCAGAGCCUGAACAGGAGGCCCGGGGAGCUGGAGCCCAAAAUCGCCCAGAACAUGCUGGCCCAAGUGAAGGAGUUCAGCCAGCAGCUCCAGGCCAAGCAGGGGGCGCUGACCCAGAUGACGGAGGCGGUGAGCCGGCUGACGGGGGGCCAGGACUCCCCCGAGGACGCGGAGAUCGCCCGGCUCAGCCACGCCUGGCUGGAGCUGUGCCACCAGGCCCGCCGGCUGCUGAAGCAGCGGGAGGAGGACCUGCAGCGGGCCGCCGAGUACCACGGCUGCAUCGGCGCCGUGGAGGGGCUCUUCAGCCAGGUGUCCAAGGAGUGGGACAACCUGGCCAGAACGGACACAGAGAGUUCGUCGGAGCACCUGGAGGCCCUGAGGAAGCUGGCGGGGGUCCUGGAGGAGCAGCGGGGCACCCUGGACGACCUGCGGGACCACCGGCAGAAGGUGCUGCCCCGCCUCAACCUGGACGACAAGGAGCUGGUGAAGGAGCAGGUGGGGCACUUCGAGCAGCGCUGGGCCCAGCUGGAGGCCCUCGUGCAGCGGAAGAUCCAGGACUCGGUGCUGACGCUGGAGGACAUGAGCCAGGUGGAGGCCCGGCUGCGGGAGGCCCGGGAGUGGGCCGAGGAGCAGCAGCCGGCGCUGUCCGAGGCCAUGAAGAUGAGCCCGCCGCCGGAGCUGGCCCAGAGCUUCCUGUUCGACCACCUGAGCAUCUGCAGCGAGCUGGAGGCCAAGCAGCUCCUGCUGGCCCAGGCCGUGGCCGACGCCGACCGGGUGCUGGCCCACCUGGGGCUCAACGAGCGGCAGCGCCUCCAGCAGCUCAUCGCCGAGACCCAGGCCGAGGUGGAGUCGCUGGGCGCCAAGGUGGUCCAGCGCCGGAAGUACCUGAGCAAGGCCUUCACCGAGAGGACCCAGUUCCUGCUGGCCGUGGGCCAGGCCAUCGCCUGGGUCCAGCAGAGCGAGAGGAAGGCGCUGGCCGAGGAGCGGGUGGCCCUGCUGCCCGACGACCUGGGCAAGCAGGUGAGGACGUGCCGGAACAUCCAGAGCAGCCUGCGGGCCUACCAGAGCGAGCUCACCUCGCUGUGGUCCCAGGGCAGGGACCUGAUGAGGGACGCCACGGAGGACGAGAAGGCCGAGCUCCUGGCCAAGCUCCAGGAGCUGCAGAGCACCUUCGAGACGGCCCUGCAGAGGUGCACCCAGAGGCUGCAGGAGCUGGAGAAGGCGCUGGUCUCCAGGAAGUACUUCAAGGUGGACCUGGACAAGACCUGCCAGUGGCUGAAGCAGGCCGACAUAGUCACCUUCCCCGAGAUCAACCUCAUGAAUGGGGACGCCGAGCUCAGCCUGCAGCUGGCCAAGUACCAGCAGAUACUGGAGCAGGCCACCGAGUACGAGAACCUGCUGCUCAUCGUCCAGCGGGCCGGCCAGGAGAUACUGCCCACGCUCAACGAGGUGGACCACUGCUACCUGGACGAGAAGCUAAACGCCCUCCCGCAACAGUACAACAACAUUUUGGCCCUGGCCAAGGAGAAGAGCGAGAAGAUCCAGCAGGUCAUCCUGGGGCGCAGGGAGUACGCCUCCUUCAUCGAGGUGACGCACAAGGCGCUGAAGGAGAUCGAGGAGCAGUUCAGCAUCCUGGGGAGGCAGCCGGUGGGGCUGAGGACGGAGGAGGUGGCGAGCCUCCAGGAGGAGUACAAGAGCCUCCUCGCGGACCUGUCCAACCUCGGCCUGGCCGUGAGCGAGCUCAACCAGAAGAAGGAGGCCUUCCGCAGCACCGGCCAGCCCUGGCGUCCCGAGGAGAUGGUCCAGCUGGUCAGCCUCUACAACGGGCUCAAGAGGCUCGUCGAGCAGAAGGUGGAGCACCUGGGCGACACCCUGGAGUCCUUCGAGGACCACAAGGCCAUGGCCCUGCAGCUGGACUCCGAGCUCAAGGCCACCAAGGAGCAGCUGGUCAAGGUCAACGCCGAGACCCAGUCGGCCGAGGAGCGGCUGAAGAACUACCACUCGCUGGCGGGCACCCUGCAGAGCGCCAGCUCCCGCCUGACCCGGCUGGCGGAGCAGAUGGAGAGCCUGGCGCCCCACGUGGACCAGGCGGCCCACCAGGCCUCGCGGCAGCAGGUGGACCUCUGGCAGGAGGAGCUGCGGUCGCUGCAGGCCUCGGUGGGCGAGCUGAUCGUGGAGUGCGAGAACCGCUUCGUGCAGAGCAAGGACUUCCAGACGGAGGUGCGGCGGACGCUGGACUGGCUCCAGCAGGUGCGGGACGAGCUGGGCGCGGCCGUGGUGCUGGACGUGCGGGUGGAGCGGGUGCAGGAGGAGAUGCGCAAGCAGCAGAUCGUGCAGGAGGAGGUGCAGUCCCGGCUGAGGAUCGUGGCGGCCCUGAGCAGCAGGGAGAAGCAGAAGUACACCAGCGCCAACGAGCUGGUCCCCGCGCACGUGGACACCAGCCUGGAGGAGAUGGCCAAGCUGGAGGCCGACGUCCAGCAGGCGCUCAGCGCCAAACAGGCAAGUUCACCUCCUCAGACUCUUACAUGGUUACACCUCUGUCUGACGUUUAGUCCCUGUGGGCGCACAGUAUGUGCUGAUCACAUCCCUACGCAGUCCGGGGGUAGUAGUAGUAGCAGCAGUAGGUUGGCUUUCAUCAUGAUGAUGAUCAUUAUUAACAGUAGUUGUAUGGUGAUUAUUAUGAUGAUGAUGGUGAUGAUGACGAUGACGUUGAUGCCGAUCACGGUGAUGAUGACCGUGAUGGUGAUGAUGGUGAUGAUGAUGAUGACGUUGAUGCCGAUCAUGGUGACGAUGACAGUGAUGGUGAUGGUGAUGAUGAUGAUUAUGACGAUGACGUUGAUGCCGAUCAUGGUGAUGAUGACAGUGAUGGUGAUGAUGAUGACGAUGACGUUGAUGCCGAUCACGGUGACGGUGACAGUGAUGACGGUGACGAUGAUGAUGGUGAUGCGACAGGCGAUGCAGUCGGCCUGCGAUUGGCUGGAGGACGCCGUGGCCUUCCUGCAGCAGGCCAGCCUGGGCGUGGACGUGGAGAACUACGAGGAGCACCUGCGGCAGCAGGGGGACAUCCUGUCCACCGAGGAGGACUUCCUGGGCCACCUGCGGGAGCUGGAGGCUCUCCCUCCCCAGCUGGAGAGCCUGGUCAACCCCUCCGCCAACGAGCAGCUCCGACAGAGCGUGGAGUCGGCGCAGCAGAGGGGCGUGGAGGUCCGGGACCAGCUGCAGUGCCACCAGGACGUCCUGAACAGCUGCGUGGCUCAGUGGAAGGCCUACCAGGAGAGCCGGCAGACGGUGAUCGAGCUGAUGAACGAGGCCGAGAGGAAGCUGACCGAGUUCUCCACCGCCAAGGCCGCCACCAGCCAGGAGGCCGAAGAGAAGCUCAAGAGCCACAAGUCCCUGGUGGCCCUGGUGAGCGGGUUCCACGAGAAGCUGACGGGUUUGGAGGAGCAGGCUGCGCAGCUGGAGCAGAUGGGCAGCGACGCCAGCAAGGCCACCAUCAGCCGCUCCAUGACCACCGUGUGGCAGCGCUGGACCCGCCUGCGCAGCGUGGCGCGCGGGCAGGAGAAGGUUCUGGAAGACACCGCGCUGGAGUGGAGGAGCUUCACUGAGAAGAUGGCGAAGGUGACGGCGGUGGCGGAGGACCUGCAGAGCCGCAUGCCGGACGGCGCGGUGGAGAAGGCCUCCAAGGCGGCGCUGCAGACGCUGCUGGAGUACCACGACUCCUUCAGCCAGGAGGUGGAGCGCGAGCACUCCGCCAUGGCGCUGCUGCGGCAGUACGCCCUCAGCCUGCUGCGCGACGUGGAGGCCCCCCCCCACGGCCAAGACGAGCUGCCCGCCCUGCAGGAAAUCCGCGCCGUGCAGGAGCGCUACGAGAGCCUCCUCCAGCAGGUGCGUAAGAGUCGUGCGCAGGUGCAGCAGGAGCUGAAGGAGAGGGAGGAGGUGGAGCGGGAGCUGGGCGUGGUCAAGACCUGGAUCCAGGACACCUGCGGCCUCCUGCACAGCCCCACCGCCGACGUGGACACCCUCCUGCAGGAGCUGGAGGUGGUGCACGGGGAAGUAAUCGCUCACCGGCAGAACGUGGAGAAAAUAGCCGAGCAGCAGCAGAGCAAGUACCUGGACCUGUACACCAUCCUGCCCUCCGAGAUCUCCAUGCAGCUGGCCGAGGUCACGCUGGCUCUGGGGUCCACCGAGGACCAGGUUCAAGCAAAGGAAAGAGAGAUCCAGCAGAUCAGAGACGUCAAGGAGGACUUCAGCUCCAGGAUCCACGACGUCUCAGAGAAGAUGAGGAUCAUAUCCUUAAAGCUGAAGGAGAAAGCCACAGACGUGGCUCAAGCCAAAGAAGAAACAAAGGCCCUCUGUGAGGAUCUGGACGCCUGCGGCCGCGCCCUGUCCGAGCUGGAGGCCGCCGUGCGGGAGUUCGGCGAGCAGAACCCGCUGCUGUCCAAGCAGCUGAGCGACGCCAUCGGCAAGCUGAGGGAGAUCCACCACCAUACGGGCCGGCUGGCCGACUACCGCACCGCCCGGCUCAAGAAGGCUGACUCGCAUUUGGACGAGUUCAACGAGAUGCUGGACUUCAUCGUGAACUGGACGGAGAAGGCCACCGCCCUGGUCAAGGGGAACAUCGUCUGGAGCUCCGCCUCUCAGCUGCAGGAGCAAAUCAGAACAUACCAGUCGGUCCUGCGGGAGUCGCGGGAGCUCCCCGGGGACCUGGAGGUGAUGGGGGAGAAGGCGGCCGUUCUGUCCGAGGUGCUGCAGACGGAGGCCAUGAGUCAGCAGGUGUCCGAGCUGAGCCGGUGCACGGAGGAGCUGCAGCAGAGCGUCCGCACGCGGCUGCAGAGCCUGCAGGACGCAGCCAAGGACAUGGAGAGGUUCGAGUGCGAGGUCAAGGCCCUGCAUGCGGCGCUGGAGCAGGCCCAGGUCACGCUCACCUCCCCAGACCUGGCCAGGCUCAGCCUGAAGGAGCAGCUGGCCCAGAGACAGCGGCUGCUGACGGAGAUGGAGAGCUUUAAGCAGCAGGUGCAGGCGGUGCAGGUGUGCCAGAGCGGCCUGCGCAUCCCGGAGGAGGUGGUGACCAGCCUGUCCAUCUGCCGCACCGCCAUCGGCCUGCAGCAGGAGGCCAGCCACCUGCAGCACACCGCCAUCCAGCAGUGCAACAUCCUGCAGGAGGCCGUGGUGCAGUACGAGCAGUACGAACAGGAAGUGAGGCACCUGCAGCGUCUGAUCGAGGAGGCUCACCGCGUCAUCCAGGACCGGCCCGUCUCCACGAGCAACAUCCAGGAGCUGCAGGCCCAGAUCCUGCACCACGAGGAGCUGGCCCAGAAGAUCCGCGGCUACCAGGAGCAGAUCGCCUCGCUCAACUCCAAGUGCAAGAUGCUGACGAUGAAGGCCAAGCACGCCACCAUGCUCCUCACCGUCACCGAGGUGGAGGGGCUCUCCGAGGGGCUGGAUGAGCUGGACCCCGAGGUGCUCCCCAAAAACCCGCCCGCGCACCCCUCCGUGGUCAUGAUGACUGCCGGACGCUGUCACACCCUCCUCUCCCCCGUAACCGAGGAGUCCGGGGAAGAGGGCACCAACAGCGAGGUCUCCUCCCCGCCCGCCUGCCGCUCCCGCCGUGACGCGCCAGGUCCGCCGCCCAAUCCGCGCAUCCGGGCCAGUUGUAAUCUGGCCUCUGUGGGACGAGCGCCCCUCAGCAGGGCCCCUCUCCAGGAGCUCUACGACCCCUCGCUGGACUCCGUCGCCGUGGCCAACCUGGACGACCUGCAGCGCUCGUGGGAGACGCUGAAGAACGUGAUCAGCGAGAAGCAGAAGACGCUGUACGAGGCCCUGGAGCGGCAGCAGCACUACCAGGACUCCCUGCAGUCCAUCUCCACCAAGAUGGAGUCCGUCGAGGUCAAGUUGAACGAGUCCUUGGAGCCGGCCCGGAGCCCCGAGAGCCAGAUGGCGGGCCACCAGGCUCUGAUGGACGAGAUCCUGAUGCUCCAGGACGAGAUCAACGAGCUGCAGACGUGCUUCGCCGAGGAGCUGGUCUCCGACAGCAUGGACGCUGACACGGCGGACCAGCUGGCCAUGCAGUCCACCCUGACCGUGCUGGCCGAGAGGAUGGCCACCAUCCGCAUGAAGGCUUCCGGGAAACGCCAGCUCCUGGAGGAGCGGCUGAGCGACCAGCUGGAGGAGCAGCGGCAGGUGCAGGCCCUGCAGCGCUGUCGCACGGAGGCCGACGAGCUGGACCAAUGGCUGCUCGCCACCCGCACUUCCAUAAGCUCCGCCCUCCGGCCUAGCCCCACCCACCUGGAAAUGGACAUGGAGGAGCAGCUAAUCAGCUGCCAGGACAUGCUGCUGGAGAUCGAGCAGAAGGUGGCGGUGCUGGCGGAGCUGUCGGUGCACAGCGAGAGCCUGCUGCUGGAGGGGAAGGCCCAGACGCGCGAGGAGGGCGAGCAGCUGGCCGUCCGGCUGCGCAGCCUGAAGAGCAGCCUGCUGGAGCUGCAGAGGAUGCUGCUGGACAAGCAGAUCAACAUACAGGGCUGCCUGCAGGAGCAGGAGGACAUCGAGCCGGACUCGGCCCUGUCCCAGAGCCCCAGUGUGCAGGACUGGCUGGCCCAGGCCCGCUCCACCCGGUCCCUGCAGCACCAGGACAGCGUGCAGCGGCAGAAGGAGCUGGAGGAGCAGCUGGACAAGCAGAAGAAGCUCCUGAAGUCCGUCGCCAGCCUGGGGGAGGAGAUUCUGACCCAGCAGGCCACGCCCAACGGAGCCAGUCCUGCGGAGUCCGUGCCCCGGGAGCUGGGUCUGGAGCAGGAGAACCAGGCCGCUCUGGAUCAGAUGAGGCAGAAGUGGGAGAGCCUGAGCAAAGAGCUGAGCACCAAGCUGCAGCUCCUGCACAGCACGGUGGAGCAGGACAGCAAGCAGCCUGUGUACAACAGGCCCAGCAGAGUCACCACCUCCGGGCCUUCGUUCAAAGGAGAGGCGCAGGCUCAGGACAAAUCGUCCCUCAAAUCUCUGUUUGGGGAUUUCAGCCAGGCUUACGAAGAGGCGCGCUCGCAGCCAGGGGGCGCUGAGAAGCAGGGCAUUCACCUGGAGCAGCAGCUCUACGCCGCUGUGUCGGCCAGCUCCUCCUGGCUGGACGGCGUGGAGAACAGCCUGUUCUCCGGACCCGUGCUGCUGGCGGAGGACACGGAAACGCACCUCUGUAACCAGGAGGCUUUGAAGAAGGAUCUGGCAGAGGUGACGGAGGAGGUGGGGAGGAGCAGGGAGGUGCUGGGGAGUGAGGAGGGGCUGGGGGGUGAGGACCAGGAGGUGAUGGAGGAGACGCUGGACUACCUGGCUGCGCGACUCGGGUCCCUGGACUCAGUGGUGGGCCAGCAUUGUGAGGACACCAGGAGACGCAUGCAGGAGCUCGCUGCCUUUCAGACGGAGUUGCGGCUGCUCUUCACGGCUCUGAGUGAGACCAGAUACCAGGUCCUGCAGACUCUUACCGAGGCUCUGGACCGGCCGGCCUCCAAACAGAUGGAGUGCAUCUCGGAGGCAGAGGACAGUCUGAGGGAGAUUGAGCAGAGGAUCUGCGAGCUCAAAUCCACGGGAGAGGAGCUACAGCCCGACCAGGGCUCAACGCAAGAGCUGCUCAAGCUGCAGGACAUGUAUGAGGAGCUGGUGCUGACCGUGGGCUCGCGCUGCAGCGGGCUGAACCAGAACCUGGCGCUGAAGGCCCAGUACGAGCGCGCCCUGCAGGACCUGGCCGACCUCAUCGACACCGCUCAGGACAAGAUGGCCGCCGACCAGAAGAUGAUGGCCGGCUCGGUGGCAGAGGUCCAGAACCUGCUGGACAAGCACAAAGAGUUCUUCCAGGGCCUGGAGUCCCACAUGAUCCUGACGGAGACGUUCUUCCGGAAGAUCAGCAGCUUCCUGCUCCCGCGGGAGAGCCAGACUCUGGAGGAGACCAUGGCCCAGGCACAGGGGGUCCUCAAACAGGCCCACAAGAGGGGUGUGGAGCUGGAGUACAUCCUGGAGUCCUGGAGCAGUCUGGAGCAGGACUACCAGGCCCUGCACCGGCAGCUGGAGACAGUAGAGGGCAGCAUCCCCAUCGUGGGUCUGGUGGAGGAGACCGAGGAGAGACUGACCGAGAGAAUCGCCCUAUAUCAGCGACUGAAGCUGAACUUGACGCAGCACCAGCACCAGCUGUACCAGGUUCUGGAGGACGGGAAGAGGCUGCUGCUGUCAGUGUGCUGCUCGGACCUGGAGAACCAGCUCACCCAGCUGGGGGAGCACUGGCUCAACAGCACCACCAAGGUCAACAAGGAGCUGCACCGGCUGGACUCCAUCCUCAAGCACUGGACACGAUACCAGACCGAGUCGUCCGAGCUGAACCAGUGGUUGCGGUCCGCUCUGGACCGCCUGGAGUUUUGGACCACCCAGUCGGUGACCGUGCCCCAGGAGCUUGAGACCGUCAGGGACCACCUUCUGGCCUUCCUGGACUUCUCCAAGGAAGUGGACGCCAAGUCAUCGCUGAAGUCGUCGGUGCUGAGCACGGGCAACCAGCUGAUGCGGCUGAAGAAGGUGGACACGGCGGGGCUGCGGGCGGCUUUGGCGCAGGUGGACACGCAGUGGGCCGAGCUGCUCACGCGCAUCCCCGUGGUGCAGGAGAAGCUGCACCAGCUCCAGAUGGAGAAGCUGGCGUCUAGGCACGCCAUCACCGAGUUGAUGAGCUGGAUCUCGCUGAUGGAGAACGUGAUGGAGGAGGACCAGGAGAAGAUCCGCGGGGUGGUGGGGUCCCAGGCCAUCCGGGACUACCUGCAGAAGUACAAGGGCUUCAAGAUCGAUGUGAACUGCAAGCAGCUGACCGUGGACUUCGUGAACCAGUCGGUCCUGCAGAUCAGCAGCCAGGAUGUGGAGAGCAAGCGGAGCGACAAGACCGACUUCGCCGAGAGGCUGGGCGCCAUGAACCGCCGCUGGCAGAUUCUGCAGGGCCUCAUUACCGAGAAGAUCCAGAUGCUGGAGUCUCUGCUGGAGGCGUGGCUGGAGUACGAGAGCAACGUGCAGACCCUGAAGACCUGGUUCACCGCGCAGGAGGAGAAGCUGAAGAAAAAGCACCGGAUAGAGGACCUGGCCUCGGUGCAGAAUGCCCUGAAAGACUGCCAGGAGCUGGAGGAGUUGGUGAAGGAGAAAGAGAGGGAGGUGGAGAAGGUGGAGGAGCGGGGCUGCGCUCUCAUCCAGAACAAGAAGGAGGAGGCGUGCGCCGUCGUCAUGGACGCGCUCCAGGGGCUCAAUCACAGCUGGGCCAACCUGGACCACCUGAUCGGACAGCUGAAGAUCAGCCUGAAGUCCGUGCUGGACCAGUGGAACGUGUACAGGCGGGCAUCCGAGGAGAUCAACGGCUACCUGAUGGAGGGGCGGUACUCCGUGUCCCGGUUCCGCCUCCUCACCGGCUCUCUGGAGGCCGUCCAGGUGCAGGUGGAGAACCUGCAGAACCUGCAGGAGGAGCUAGAGAAGCAGGAGAGCAGCCUGAGGAGGUUCGGCUCGGUCACGCACCAGCUGCUGAAGGAGUGCCACCCGUCCGUCGCCGACACCCUCAACACCACCCUCAAGGACGUCAACAUGAGGUGGAACGGCCUGCUGGAGGAGAUCGCGGAGCGGCUGAAGAGCAGCAAGGCGCUGCUGCAGCUGUGGCAGCGCUACAAGGGGCUGUGCGGCCAGAGCGCCGCCGGCGUGCAGCGGCAGGAGGAGCGGGCCGACCACCUGCUGAAGACCGCCGCCAACAAGGACAUCUCCGACCAGGAAGUGAGCGCCUGGAUACAGGACUGCAGCGAGCUCCUGCGGACCCAGAAGGCAGUGCAGGACUCCCUGCAUGUGCUGUACGAGCUGGGAGAGCAGCUCAAGCACCAGGUGGACGCCUCCGCCGUGGCCGCCAUCCAGUCGGACCGCCUGUCCCUCACGCAGCGCCUGGGAGUGGUGGAGCAGGCCCUCACCAGGCAGCAAGCGGUACUGCAGGCUGGGGUGCAGGACUUUGAGACUUUCGGCGCGCAGCUGGAGUCUCUGAGCUGCUGGGCGACGGAGGCGGAGGAGCUCCUGAAGGGGCAGGACCCCGGGCGGUCCUCUGACCUGUCAAUCAUACAGGACCGCAUGGAGGAGCUCAGGGCCCAGAUGCUGAAAUUCAGCAGCAUGUCCCCGGACCUGGAGCGACUGAACGAACUGGGCUACAGGCUGCCGCUCAGCGACAAGGAGAUCAAGCUCUUGCAGAACCUCAACCGGACCUGGUCCGCCACCUCUGCCCAGACAACCGAGAGAUUCAGCAAGCUACAGGCCUUUCUGCUGCAGCACCAGACCUUCCUGGAGAAGUGCGAGACGUGGAUGGAGUUCCUGACGCAGACGGAGGAGAAGCUGGCGUCGGAGAUCUCCGGAAACUUCCAGAGCUUGCUGGAGCAGCAGAGGGCCCACGAGCUGUUCCAGGCUGAGAUGUUCAGCAGGCAGCAGAUCCUGCACUCGAUCAUCAGCGAUGGACAGAAGCUCCUGGAGCAAGGACAGGUGGACGACAGGGACGAGUUUAACCUGAAGCUGGCGCUGCUGAGUAACCAGUGGCAGGGCGUGGUGCGCCGAGCCCAGCAGAGGCGGGGCAUCAUCGACAGCCUGAUCCGCCAGUGGCAGCGCUACCACGAGAUGGCCGACAAGCUGCGCCGGUGGCUGCUGGAGGUGUCCCACCAGGCCGAAGUCGUCCAGGAGGGGGCGCCGGUGCCCCUGCAGCAGGCCCGCGCCAUGCUGGACGAGGUCCAGCUGAAGGAGAAGGUGCUCCAGCGGCAGCACGGCAGUUACAUCCUGACGGUGGACGCCGGGCGGCAGCUGUUGCUAAGCGCGGACAGCAGGGCGGAGACGGCGCUGCACGCCGAGCUCACCGACAUGCAGGAGCGCUGGCGGCACGCCAACAUGCGCCUGGACGAGCAGAAGAGGGAGCUGCUCACCCUGCUCAAGGACUGGGAGAGGUGUGAGAAGGGCAUCGCCGCCUCGCUGGAGCGACUCCGGGCCUUCAAGCGGAAGCUGUGGCUGCCCUUACCUGAGCACCAGGAGGAGCUGCACGCAGAACAGAUCCGCUGCAAGGAGCUGGAGAACACUUUCGACGGCUGGACGGAGGACCUGUCCCACCUGGUCCGGCUGAAGGAGUCCCUGUCCAGCUACAUCAGCGCCGACGACCUGUCUGUGCUGCAGGAGAGGAUCGAGCUCCUGCAGAGGCAGUGGGAGGAGAUCUGCCACCAGCUUUCUCUGCGCAAGCAGCAGGUGAGUGAGAAGCUGAAUGAGUGGGCCGUGUUCAACGAGAAGAACAAGGAGCUGUGCGAGUGGCUGACGCAGAUGGAGAGCAAGGUCUCCCAGAACGGCGACAUCAGCAUCGAGGAGAUGAUCGAGAAACUGCGCAAGGACUAUCAGGAAGAGAUAGCCAUGGCGGAGGAGAACAAGCUACAGCUUCAGCAAAUGGGAGAGCGUCUGGCCAAGGCCAGCCAGGACAGCAAAGCCUCCGAGAUCCAGUACAAGCUCGGCAAGGUCAGCGAGCGCUGGCAGCACCUGCUGGACCUCAUCGGAGCCAGGGUGAAGAAGCUGCGGGAGACGCUGGUUGCCGUGCAGCAGCUGGAUAAGAACAUGAGCAGCCUGCGCUCCUGGUUGGCCCACAUCGAGACAGAGCUGUCCCGCCCCAUCGUCUACGACACCUGCGACGCCCAGGAGAUCCAGAGGAAGCUCAGCCAGCAGCAGGACCUGCAGCGGGACAUCGAGAAGCACAGCACGGGCGUGGCGUCGGUGCUGAACCUGUGCGAGGUGCUGCUGCACGACUGCGACGCCUGCGCCACGGAGACGGAGUGCGACUCCAUCCAGCAGGCCACGCGCGGCCUGGACCGCCGCUGGAGGAACAUCUGCGCCGUCAGCAUGGAGCGCAGGCUCAAGAUUGAGGAGACGUGGCGGCUGUGGCAGAAGUUCCUGGACGACUUUUCGCGCUUCGAGGACUGGCUGAAGAGCUCGGAGAAGAUGGCGGCCCUCCCCAACUCGUCGGGGGUGCUGUACACGGUGGCCAAAGAGGAGCUGAAGAAGUUUGAGGCCUUCCAGAGACAGGUCCACGAGAGCCUGACCCAGCUGGAGCUCAUCAACAAGCAGUACCGGCGCCUGGCCCGGGAGAACCGCACCGACUCGUCCUGCCGGCUCCGCGAAAUGGUGCAUGAUGGGAACCAGCGCUGGGACUACCUGCAGAAGAGGGUGGCGUCCAUCUUGCGGAGGUUAAAGCACUUUAUCACCCAGAGGGAGGAGUUUGAGACGGCCAGGGACAGCAUCCUGGUGUGGCUCACGGAGAUGGACCUCCAGCUGACCAACAUCGAGCACUUCUCAGAGUGCGACAUCCAGGCCAAAAUCAGACAGCUCAGGGCCUUCCAGCAGGAGAUCUCCCUGAACGCGGGCAAGAUCGAGCACGUCUUCCACCAGGGGGAGGCGCUGAUCGAGAAGAGCGAGCCGCUGGACGCCGCCGUCAUCGAGGAGGAGCUGGAGGAGCUGCAGCGCUACUGCCAGGAGGUCUUCGGCCGCGUGGAGCGCUACUACAAGAAGCUGACGCGCCUGCCGCUGACAGACGACGAGCACGACGUUUCGGACCGCGAGCUGGACCUGGACGAGGGCGGGGACCUGUCCAGCCUGCCCUGGACAGAGGGGGCGAGCGGCAGCCCCACCUCGCCCCUCCCCUCCUCCAGCCGCUCCGCCUCCGCCUCCCUGGCCCCGCCCGCUCGGGCAGAACGUUCCGGAAGGGACACGCCCGCCAGCGUGGACUCCAUCCCGCUGGAGUGGGACCACGACUACGACCUGAGCCGGGGUUUGGGGUCCGAGACGGGGGAGCGGUCCCGGGACGACGGGGAGGAGUUCCACAGGCACGCCGGCGCCACGCUGUCAGUGGAGCCCGGCACCCUGGAGGCGCACAUCCGGCAGCUGGACAAGACGCUGGAGCCCGGUCGGUUCCUCCCGCAGCCGGCUGAGGGCGUGGCACGGAGCCCCACCGGCUCGGAGCCGGACGCCAGCUACAUGGGCUACAUGAGGCUGCUGGGAGAAUGCCGCAGCAACAUCGACGCGGUCAAAAGGGUGGGCGGUGAGCUGAAGGAGGAGGAGGACGAGCCGUCGGGUCUGAUCAACCUGACCGGGACGGAGUCACAGACCUCAGGUGUGAUCGAGCGCUGGGAGCUUCUCCAGGCCCAGGAGCUGCAGCAGAAGCAGAACCUCCAGCAGUGGCAGCAGUUCAACUCCGACCUGGACAACGUGUGGGCGUGGCUAGGGCAGGCGGAGGCGGAGCUGGAGCAGCAGCGCGGGCUGGACCGCAGCACGGACAUCCACACCAUCGAGCAGCGCAUCAAGAAGCUCAAGGAGCUGCAGAAGGCCGUGGACGCGCGCAAGGCCAUCGUUCUGUCCAUAAACCUGUGCAGCGGCGAGUUCCUGCGGGGCGAGGCUGAGUCCUCGCGCCGGCUCCAGGCGCGGCUGAAGGAGAUGAACGCGCGCUGGGACCGGCUGGGCGCCGCGCUGGAGGAGUGGAGGGGCACCCUGCAGGACGCCCUCAUGCAGUGCCAGGAUUUCCAUGAGAUGAGUCACGGUCUGCUGCUGUGGUUGGAGAACAUCGACCGCAGGAGGAACGAGAUCGUCCCCAUCGACCACAGCGCCGACAGCGACACGCUCCACGAGCACCACCGGACGCUCACUCAAAUUCGGCGUGAGCUGCUGGACUCCCAGCUGAAGGUGUCCUCCCUGCAGGACAUGUCCCGGCAGCUGCUGGUGCAGUCGGAGGGCGGGGACUGCCUGGAGGCCAAGGAGAAGGUGCACGUGAUCGGGAACCGGCUCAAGCUGCUCCUGAAGGAGGUGACGCGGGACCUCCGCGGGCUGGAGAAGACCCUGGAGAUCACCAGCAGCCAGCAGGACCUCUUGUCUUGGUCGUCGGCCGACGAGCUGGACACGUCGGGGUCGGCCAGCCCGGCGUCGGGCCGAAGCACGCCGAGCCGGCGCCCGUCGCCACGGGGCAAAUGUAGUGUGUCUCAGCCUGGACCCUCUGUCAGCCGCCCACUCCGCAGGUCUCCCAGAGGCGCUGGGUCCGCUUCCUCCCGUUCUGACGCGCAGCCGGCGCCCCGGAGACCGUCUUUCUUCCUGCGCGUGCUGCGCGCGGCGCUGCCCCUCCAGCUCCUGCUGCUGCUGAUCAUCGGCCUGGCCUGCCUCGUGCCCAUGACGGAGGAGGACUUCAGCUGCACCCACUCCAACAACUUCGCCCGCUCCUUCCACCCCAUGCUGCGCUACACCAACGGCCCGCCGCCCAUAUGAAAGCGGAAAUUAAAAAAAAAAAAAAAAAAAACGCCGACCGACCCAACGGUUUAUUUUUUACUUUUUUUUUUAUAACAGUCGUAACUGUUAUUUUUUUUUCGAGUUUCCGUGAAAACGGCAAAAGAAGAAGAAGCACUAUUUACAACGGUAGCCAAAGUCGAACUGUGCUGUGUCUUUGUACAGCGGAAAACAGCUGCUAUUUGUGUUUUAAUCGAUCUGCGUAGAUGUUAGGAUCAAGCGCGGCGCACUCGCGGGUUUGCUGUGGCCUACGUCAAAAUUGCGAGAUGGGGAAAAAAAAAAUAAUAUUUGAAAUGAAAUUACUAGCCUCCUUCACAUACCAAAAAACGGGGGCGCGAGAAGAAGAGUGUCCAUUAACGAUAUUGGAUAGCACUGACGUAAGCACUGUUUUAGAUACGGCUCUUGUGUUGCUCUGGUCCGAGGCUAUGAUGUCUUCCUUUUAAGUGAAGAAAAGUAUUUUUACAUCAGUGUUUUAAGUAUUAAAAAAGUGAACUCACUCAUAUGAAUUUAAUGAUCUGUAAAAUAACAUUUUAAAUAGCUUAUAUAUGGCAAUUAUUUUUUAUAUUUUUCCUUUUGGCAUGCAGUUGUAAUCGUUGCUUUGAAAGCGAACAAUCACCGGUAGCUUGUGAGCAGGUACAUUCGAAAGGCUAGUUUUUAAUAAUGAUCAUAACUGGAUGUGCAAAUUGAGAUUCACUGGAUUUUGCGUGAUGAUGCUAUGUAUAAAAAAUGGAAAUGAUGAAAAAGGUUAUUUAACUAUGUACAGUUUGCUAAUGCUGACCCAAGAACUUUGUUUGCAUUUAAUAUACACAUACAUACAAUAUGCAAAUGUAUUCAUGAUUGUUUUUUUUAUUUUACUUUGGUGAUGUAGAAAAUUAUUAAAUAUAAACUCAAAUGAAUACCGUUUAUGAUCAUAUUCAACCAUGAAAUUCUUUAAUAAAACUUCGUCCAUACAAAUAUGCAGCACAUUCACAUGUAGCCUAUAGUAUACAGAGUGCAUGUUGCUCAUGGUAUACAAUACACAUACACAUGUAUUUUUAAAUCAAUAUCACACGACUCUUAACGGUGAUUGGUGGAUACUUUCUGGCUAUACUUCGACAAUCCUUGAGGCAAUUAUCAGGAAGUAGCCUACAAUAAAAACCUACAAUACAUAUUAACUGCAGUUUGUGUCAUGGAUACAAACAUUGAUGCUAUUGUCAUGGUAUAUGGCAUAAGUUGUAAAAUUACAAUGAAUUAAUAUGUAUAUAUAUAAUUACACACAUUUCAUUACAAUAACAUAUUUAUAAAUGUGGACAGGUUCCCAUCAGGAGUCCAGAAUAACACAUUUUCAUUUUAAUCGCAUUUAUUCAUAGCAGGGCAUAAUGUUUUAAAAAAAACUCACAUUAUGUAAGCGUUUGCCUGUCUCAAGGAGAGUUUUAUUUUCACAGGUGCGAAGCAAAAAAUGUUUCCUUAAACAACUUUAAAGAAGCAUUCAUGUUAAUCAAGAAAACAGGCAUACACGUUUUUGUUUUUUUGUUUAGUUUUU